CUCAGUCUCCUCUGGGACUUCUGCUUGCUGUUCAGUUUCUCGAGCUGUAGUUUUUGUGUGUGUUUGUUUAAAUGAACAACUAGUCCUGUGGCACAGUUAAGUUUGGUGUUAUGGUAAAAACACUGGUAUUGGAGUAGAGCUGGGUUUUAGUUGUUCUAGAUUAUUGCAGGUUAUGUUAUUAACAUUAUUAACUAGAUAUCAAAUGGAUGAUGUAAUGCGCUAUUUAUCCUCUCAGGGGAAAUAUUAAGUAGAUACACAGGACUGCAGGCAACAGCUGCUGAUAUUGCUGGGUGCUUUCCCAUGGAUGUUAUCAAGUGUUAGCUUCAUAACUUCAGUGAAUGUCUCACGGAAAAGCUCUCUGGUUCCGAGAGAUUUGGCUUGUGGCACCCUCCUUUUCUCACCAUAGUCUCCCUGGAGCAGAUUGCUGAGGUGCAGAGGAUCUCAGGUUUGUCUUUAAUGUUACUUUUAAAUCGCGUCUUUGCAUCCGUGAGAACACCCAGCGUAUUGCAGUCUGCCUUGAGGCCAGCUGAUAAGGUCUGAAUGGUAGUACCUCUUGCAAGGCAGCCUGUGCUCGUUCUGCGCGCACAAAGCUGUCUUUUAGCUGCCCUGUAGUGGUCCAGAGGGCUCUGUGCACGCCUGAACCUUCCCUGAUGCCCCUAAAUGUGUAAGGGCUGGGGUUCAGUCUUGAAGUGUAGGGUAAUGGCCUCUCCUUGCUGCAGAUGCACGAUGCUUCCCAUAACAAUGUGCUGUGGUUUGGGAGCCCGGGACCGAGCAAAGAGCUACCCCAGUUCUUUCAUUUCAGCUGUUUUUUUUCUUUAGAUGUUCAGGUUAUCCAGGCCCUGUCAGUGCUGUUUCUGCAGCCCUGGUGCGGAGAGCCAACAAGCACUUGGUCAGCCCAUCUGGAGGCGAAUGGCACUGGAGAGAAUCCCAGAGGCAGCAGCAGGUCCUGACAAAUGCUCCUCCUGCACGUAACCCUUUGUGGGUAUUGCAGAUAAACCAUCCUUGUCUCAAGCAAGGGGAUUUUGUGUACGGUUUUCCUGACAUCCAUACAGAGUUGCUGUGCAAAGCAGUAAUUUGAAUCUCUGGCUGAGGGCAGCUGAGCCUGGGCUGUGUCAUGGAGAUUAUCUGAUUGUGCCUUGGAUUUAAUGCCCAGAGAAAUCUUGCUUUGGACACAGCACCUGGCUUCCAGGGAGGAUCCUGCUUGUAGCUGAUAUGCCUGCGGGGUGACAGUGGCACAAGGAGGUCAAAAGACAUGUCUGAGGUCUCAAGGUAAAGGACUGCAGUGGGGAUGCUCCUCCAGAGAUUCACGUGCUGUAGAGCAGAGCAGGGAGCUUUGGUCAUCUGAUGUAGCUGGGUUGAACAGUGAAUAACCUUCUCCUCCAGCAAUCCUUUGUAUUAAAGGGCUCCUCCUGCCCUGCUUUGCCAGCAGAGCUGUCUGUCGUCGCAGCAAACGAAGAGCCUGACCCUCCGGGAAGCAGCAGAUUUCUGCAGCUGAAAUCUGACUGCAGAAGUGUGGGAGCAAUGUGCUGCUCUGCAGCAGCCUGGCUGCUCCUGCACGGCGGGUUUGUGCUCCCUGGCAGCGCUGCUGGAGGCGCAAGGCUUGUGUUUGGGGAGAUGCAGCCGACAAAAAGAACAGACCUUCCCGUUAGUCCUUAAUUUGGGCUUCCCUCUGCGCCUUGCGCCAGUGUGUUGUAGGCAUGCGCCCUCUUGCUGUCUUGCCCAGGACCAGGAUGAUGAGUUGAGGAAGUGCUGCUAGGGUUAACAGCGGGGUAAAGGAGGGGUAGUGAUGCCUGGUCAAGGAUUGCCAGGGCAUCCUUUUUGUAAAGGAGGCUGCAGCACGUCUGCUGUUUAUUGCUUCCCCCCUGGCUCUGGGGAGAUGGUGUGCGGGCUGGAGGCAGCAAACGCGCAUGGGAAGAGGCAAGGCUGAGGGGGAAGUUUGGCUCGCUUGCAGAGAAAACAUCUCUUUUUUUCUUUGUUCCACAUAAACCCAGCCAGAAGUAACCACUGACACUGCUUUCUCAGCAGGGAUUUUUGCUGUCUUUCCAUUCAAGAUUUGGUGGGUCAAGCCAGUGACCAGACUUCACUGCUCAGCUGAAUUGUUUUUCUCAGUUUUGUCGACGCCUCUGAGCUCCCUGCAGCGAGGAAGAGGACAGGGCCAUCCUGAGCCAUGUCCAGCGACCCUCCACCGCCCUACCCGGGAGGCCCCUCAGCACCGCUGAUAGAGGAGAAGCACGGGCCGCCCCCCGCGGCAGAUGGCGUCCCUCCAGUGGUGGGACAACCCCAGGGGGUUCCCAUUCCUCCUCCUGAAUUUGGGCCCCCGCCAUAUGAGCCGCCCUCGCAGCCAGGGUUCGUACCCCCCCACAUGCCCACAGACACCUCCGGACCCUACGUGCCACCAGCAGGUUACUACCCCCCGCCAGGCCCUCACCCCCACAUGGGCUACUACCCGGCCCCAGGCCACUACCCCUCUCCCGGCGGCCACACAGCCACAGUGCUGGUCCCAUCGGGGACCGCCACCACCGUGACAGUGCUGCAGGGCGAGAUCUUCCAGGGCGCCCCAGUGCAGACGGUGUGUCCCCACUGCCAGCAAGCCAUCACCACCAAGAUCACCUAUGAGAUUGGGCUCAUGAGCUUCCUUCUCGGCUUCUUAUGCUGCUUUGUGGGGUGUGAUCUCUGCUGCUGCCUGAUCCCCUGCCUGUUCGAUGACUUCAAGGAUGUGACACACACGUGUCCCAACUGCAAGGCCUACAUCUACACAUACAAGCGCAUGUGCUAACAGCACCCGGGGAGCCUGAGCCACUGGAGUGACACCGGCCCCUCUCCCGCUGCCAUCCUAGUCUCCGUGUGUGCAACACUCCUUUGCUUAACUCUCCGGUGGUGUCUCUGUGUGUGUGUGUGUGUGUGUCCCCAGCUCCCUCCCGCUCAGAGCUGCGACCGUCUCCCCCAGCCUCUGGUCCUCGCUGUGAACGGUUGGAUUGGUGACGCGGGUGCACAGGGAAGGUGGGUGCUGGCCCCAGAUGCUGUGAAUGGGGCAUUGCUCUGCAUCCCCCAUGCUCCCAGGAGGGGGGUGCCAGUGAGGCCCCUCUUGCCUGGAGCAGCAGCUACUGGGGGCGCCUGCCUGUGGGUCCCCCACAGUGCAGGGGGUGCCUGGCAGGAGGGAGCUGCUGCAGGCACAUGCUGCCAGGAGUGGAGCAGGGGCCAAGCAGCCCACAGCAUGCACAGGGGAAGCACUUUUAGGAAGUGGUCGGGUGGUGGCACGGAGACAGGGCAGUGCCACAUGUUUCAGUGUGGGUGAUGGCCCUCUCCAGCCUGGUCAGUGUGCAGCCCGUAGGCAGAGCCCCCUUCAGGGCAUGUUGUGUGGGGGGGACACACGGCAGCAGCACCGCACCCUUGAUCAGCACCUCCGUCCUGCCAGAGCAGCCCAGCAACCACUGCAGUGCUGCUCCAGCUGCAUGUGCCCCCUCCCAGCCCCUGCUGUGGCUCUUUUGGUGUGGGAAAGCCCCCGGCAGACCCUCGCCCACCUGCACACUGUUAGUGACAAGUGCCCCGGCAUGCUGCUGUAGGUUAGGUUGGUACCAGGCCCCGCUGGCUCGCAGCACUGCAGCAGAGCCACAGCCUGAGUGCAGCAGGGGCUGUGGGCACACACCCUGCACCACCCAUCCUGCCGCUGCCACCACCGCACCCGCGGGGGUUCCUCAUUGCAUGUGGGUGUAGGGGUUUAGUUUUAGCUCACUUGGUAGGGGCUGAAGGAAGGGGGCAAGCAGGCAGCGACAGGAGCUGCCCGCAGCACUGUGACAGAUGAGGGCAAGAGGACGUGGGAGCGUUUUCAGCCUCUCUGUGGCAGCUCCUCCCUCCCCAGGCCCCACAGCCAGGGCAGCCAGAGCGCACAGCCCUUGGAGUGAAGCAGGGGUCUUAGUCCAUAGGUCUGCAUUCACAGCUGGGCCUGCACAGGCAGCUGCCGUUUGCUCAGAGGUGGAACUGUGGCACUAGUUUGUGUUUUUAUGUAAAUAAAUAACAGACCCUCAA
This is a messenger RNA of Strigops habroptila (Kakapo), 4026 nucleotides long. It is a transcript of the gene CDIP1, whose product is annotated as cell death inducing p53 target 1. The transcript is spliced from 6 exons. The record is from RefSeq and is a predicted model, not a curated record. Gene Ontology annotation, molecular function: zinc ion binding. Gene Ontology annotation, biological process: tumor necrosis factor-mediated signaling pathway; intrinsic apoptotic signaling pathway in response to DNA damage by p53 class mediator. Bases 2168 to 2776 code for a protein of 202 amino acids. Lineage: Eukaryota; Metazoa; Chordata; Aves; Psittaciformes; Psittacidae.